UAGAAACGUCUACCACGCAGCGCCUGCGUCAGCGCGGACAUUCUCUUCCCGGGAUACGCAAGAAGAUUCGGAGUAGACCCCACAAGCUAGAGGCGUUUGCGGGCUCGUUCCUUUCCUUGUUUUUUGUCUUUUCCCCCCACGGAAAAAAAGAAGCUCACUUCUCAUCGAAACAUGCAUCCAGCAACAGCCAAGUGGUACGAUAGGAGGGACUCUGUUUUUAUAGAGUUCUGUGUAGCAGACAGCAAAGAUGUCAAAAUCAAUUUUGAUAAAGCAAAGUUUGGUUUCAGUUGUUUUGGAGGAACCGACAAUGUCAAGCAUGAGAAUGAAAUGGAUCUUUUCGAGGCCAUUGACGUUAAUGAGUCCAAACAUAACCGGACAGAUCGCUCGGUGUUGGUCUAUUUAAGAAAAGCACAGCCAGGGAAGCCGUGGCCGAGGCUAACAAAAGAGAAGGCCAAGCUGAGUUGGCUCAGUGUUGACUUCAACAACUGGAAAGACUGGGAGGAUGACUCCGAUGAAGAGAUGGGGAACUUCGAUCAAUUCUCAAAUAUCAUGAACAACAUGGGCGGAGAGGAUGACCUGGCAGAUCUAGACGGUCCGGAAGAAGAGUCUGCAGAUAGCGAUGACGAGAAAAUGCCAGACUUGGAAUAGAAGACUGUAAGAAGAAAAAUGGAAGAACAGACGACAAGAGGAAUCAUAACAGAUGUAUAUCUUGAAACUGAAGGCAGUGACACAGCUGUACAUACGAGUCGGUAGCCAUAUUUAAAUCCAUAGCCUCAGCUCCAAACUCUUGACCGAUCAGUACUCUGACGGUUGAUAUGCAUGGUAUUGUACAGAGCAGCUAUCUCCACUUCCAUUUGCUGUACUGCACCUUUUUGGCCAUCUUGUUUUACUGCUAAAUAUUACAAGUAAGCACACAUUAUUUGUUGGAAAAGCUGUGUCGUUGUCCGAAACUGAGCAAUAUGUGAUAACCGAUUUACAAAUUGUUUCUGAAUUAAUUGUGGUUUAAAAAAAAAGAAUAGGUCCACCCAUUCCCAAUGUUGUGGUUUUUAAGUUGACCAGUGUAGUUUUUCUUGAUUUAAAAAAAAAGCUAGCUAUGUACACCAUAUGAAUUUGAUGGAUUUAUUUGAUUGGGUUCCUCUAAAGCCUUCCACUUACCGUAAAUUAGAUAUCCAGGGAUCCAGUCUUUGUUUCUGUGGCUUAACCUUUCAGCUUACAUGUUUCCCUUUACUUCUUGUUUAAUGUUUUGAAAAAUUAGAAUAUUCUGAAAUCAUUGCAGCAUUUUCCCAGUUUGUCACCUCCUUUGGUAAUCUGAAUAGAUUCCACAUAUUUAGUAUCUUAACAGUUCCUCUUUCCAUACACACACACGUUAGACUGCAGAAGCAUGGUGAAAUGUUUUGCAACUGAUGUGGAGGCUCGACGUUUAAUUGGGCCUCGGCAUCAUGUGGUGUUUUUCUCCAGGUUCUUUCAGUUUGUUCAUGAUGAUCCUCCCUUCUGGGCGACGGCGUGUCGGACCGAUACAGUGACGUGUAAUGACCAAAUUAUAUUUGCUCUGUCAUUAAAAGUGUAAGGGGAGACAAAUAGUGUUUAAGUACAGUGGAAAUUCUUUUUUUAUUGUCUACAUCUUUCUAAUAAAUUGUUUAAGAAUCAA
This is a messenger RNA of Pungitius pungitius (ninespine stickleback), 1648 nucleotides long. RefSeq names its product prostaglandin E synthase 3b (cytosolic) (gene ptges3b). Lineage: Eukaryota; Metazoa; Chordata; Actinopteri; Perciformes; Gasterosteidae. Bases 172 to 648 code for a protein of 158 amino acids. The record is from RefSeq and is a predicted model, not a curated record. The transcript is spliced from 9 exons. Gene Ontology annotation, molecular function: Hsp90 protein binding; prostaglandin-E synthase activity; protein-folding chaperone binding. Gene Ontology annotation, cellular component: nucleus; cytosol. Gene Ontology annotation, biological process: chaperone-mediated protein complex assembly; telomerase holoenzyme complex assembly; protein folding.